Messenger RNA from Myzus persicae (green peach aphid), 1943 nucleotides. It is a transcript of the gene Ucp4A, whose product is annotated as mitochondrial uncoupling protein 4. Gene Ontology annotation, cellular component: mitochondrial membrane. Bases 209 to 1180 code for a protein of 323 amino acids. The record is from RefSeq and is a predicted model, not a curated record. Gene Ontology annotation, biological process: mitochondrial transport; response to cold. NCBI's taxonomy places the organism in Eukaryota, Metazoa, Arthropoda, Insecta, Hemiptera, Aphididae. The transcript has 7 exons.
GGUUGUCCUUAUCAGUGUUUACAAUCUAGAAAUUCUUUCGAAAUCGUUAGAAUGAUGUUUGACUUUGAAUGUCAAAUGUGUUAAACUACAAAAUAGUAAACACAACAAACUUUACAGGGUCAAAUCCUCUAAAUGCAGCAGUUACCGGUAACUUACAUUUCAGUAACGUGUCUGAUGAUAAUAAUAACAGUGUUUAAUAAAACCAAUAAUGGUGUUCACACAAGUGGUAUCCAUCAAAGACAAAGCCCCUGGAACCAAAGUAUACAACUAUGCUGAUUCAUUCUGGUGUACAUAUAUUGUGUCUGUGGUGGCUGCCAGUGUUGCAGAAAUAUUGACAUACCCAUUGGAUUUGACCAAGACCCGUCUGCAAAUACAAGGUGAAGUAGCUACUAGCAGCAAACCUACACAGUAUAGAGGCAUGUUAAAAACUGCUGUUGGCAUUGUCAAUGAAGAAGGUGCCCUGAAAUUGUGGCAAGGUGUGACACCUGCACUCUAUAGACAUGUAGUGUAUUCUGGUAUUAGGAUUGUAUCGUACGAAACCAUGCGUGAUAAAUUAUUAUUAAAAAACGAAGAUGGAUCAUUUCCAAUUUGGAAAUCGGCCAUAAGCGGAGUCAUGUCUGGUGUUAUUGCUCAGUAUUUUGCUAGUCCAGCUGAUUUGAUCAAAGUUCAAAUACAGAUGGAAGGCAAACGGCGUCUGAUGGGAGAGCCUGCUAGAGUGUUAAGUGCAGCACAUGCGUUCAAAAAAAUAGUAUCCGAAAGUGGUGUCCGUGGUUUGUGGAAAGGCUCAAUUCCAAAUGUACAACGUGCUGCACUUGUAAAUCUUGGUGAUUUGACUACUUAUGAUACAGCUAAGCAAGUAAUUAUGCAUAAAACUGGAUUACCUGAUUCACAUCUUCUACAUUGUCUUUCUAGUAUAUGUGCUGGAUUAGUAGCAGCUACAUUAGGAACUCCAGCAGAUGUUGUAAAAACACGUGUUAUGAAUCAACCAACUGACAAAAAUGGAAUUGGUUUGAUAUACAAAGGAUCUUUGGACUGCUUAAUUAAGACUAUUGAAAAUGAAGGGUUUUUUGCUCUUUACAAAGGAUUUUUACCCGUCUGGAUUAGAAUGGCACCCUGGUCAUUAACUUUUUGGAUGAGUUUUGAACAAAUACGCCAUGUGCUUGGUGCUACUGGAUUUUAGAAAUUACAGAGUAUAAUCAUUAGAUCUCAUUUUUAUUAUGUUUUUCAUCUUUUACAAUAGUUCUAAAAUAUGUUAAUAUGUUUAUUUUCAUCAUCUCCUUGAUCGUAUGGAAAAUUUAGUCAUGAACAUACACACUACACACAGUUUAUUUUGUAGAUUCUAGAGAUGGACGUAGGUACAAGUACUAUGAAUUAUAUUAUUAAACAAAAUCAAUGGUAAGACAACAUUAUAAAAGUAACAUUGACAAACCGUCUCCAUCAAUCGAUGUAAAUGUAAUGACGGCUAGUUAAUACCAAUAUAACACCAUCUUCGAAAUUAAAUAAUUAAAAAUUGUGUUCUAGCAUCAAUUAUAAAUUACUAAAGUUAUCAUCACUUUUGGCCCAAACUUGUGUUGUUAUUAGUGUUAUUUAUGUUUAAAAGAAUAACUGAUGUAUUGAAAUGUUUGAAAGUUAAUUAUUUAAUCUAUAUUUAAUAUUUGGCCAAAUACCAAUUAUUUUAUUGUGUUAACUAAAAUGUUUACUACCCAAAUUUAUCUGUCAAUUUAAUUUACUUGUAAAAUUAUUUUUUGUGUGUACAAAUUAACAAUACAUAUUACCAAUCAAUUAUAAUUUAUAGAAAUGUUAGUGCAUUUCUAUAAAAUAUAUAAGUACCAUUACAUAAAUGAUAAAUACAUUAUACAAUCUAUGAUGCCAAUUAAACCCAAUAUCUAUUGCUAACACAAAUCAUUGUGUUUUUAUUCAAUAGAAUUGACUUGAAGGUCAAU